This is a messenger RNA of Suillus fuscotomentosus, 1044 nucleotides long. RefSeq lists its product as uncharacterized. The coding region runs from base 347 to 985 and encodes 212 amino acids. The record is from RefSeq and is a predicted model, not a curated record. Lineage: Eukaryota; Fungi; Basidiomycota; Agaricomycetes; Boletales; Suillaceae. The transcript is spliced from 6 exons.
UUAAUGAUUCUGUAUCAGAGUUUGGUAACAUACAUCUUUCCUAUUGUAUAAAUUUGGCUCUUCCGAAAUGCACCGAGAAUGCCACAGGCGAGUACAUCCAUCUUCCCACCCCGAACCUUGUCAUCGCCUUCAGCGACCAGGUAUCGUUGCCCUGAUUAAUGUGGUUACUCCCAUUCUAUAAGUGUCACGCACAUCUGCCGCCAUAUCUCCAUCAUCCGCCCUUCUCCAAUACUACACAUUUGAAGGACGCGCGCAGCUGCUGGACCGCCACUCGCUGAUAAUCCCACUCACCACUCAGGCGGCCCAUCUUCGUUCCUUGUCAUGUUACUGCAUCACCUGCAUCAUCAUGCCUGGUAACUUAGAGGACCGGUAUAUCAGACUGGAAGAGCUUAGUCAUGUAUGUAUCAAUAUCGAUUUGAGGAGGCAUUGGAGGCAAGAUACUCUUGACUGUCAGCAGCGAACUCGAGCUCGUCCAGAAGCUCGUUACUGCGACGGCCAACUGUACCACUAUUUCCUUGUAAUGCAGCUACACGAGCAGGUGCACUCGAGGCUUUGCAACAGAAUAACUGGGUGCACCUUGCUUGCCAUGCAUGAAAUAUCACUGUCGGCGAUGAUCAGACGCCCAACGAUGUCAUCCAGCAUGCAACCGGACUGCAAUGUUCACGGUUUGAGGGCGUCGUUGGCAUGCUGUGGGAGGUCGAGGACGCUGUCGCGAAACACGUCUUUGUACGAGAAUACGUUCAAGGACUUAGAGGAUGGAGUUUUCAUGAACUUAACAAAGCGACAUAGGGACUUGAGCAUGCUACAUGUUCCAAGAAGAAAAUGCUUGGGAAAAGAAUUGUUCUCAUUGUGUACAUCAACUUCAAGUCGAAGCCUUUUCACCAUGAAAAUACUGCGACAUCGUCUUUUGUGCGAGUUCUUCAAAUCCUUCUGCACCUCAACGCAACCUCAACUAAGCACUCAUUGUCGAACAGCCUCGAGAUAGAGGCGCAACUCAGUCGAACGUCCUCGACAGUCAAGGAACGACUAGACAGAUUCACUUAA